Molecule: messenger RNA, 482 nt
Organism: Girardinichthys multiradiatus
Lineage: Eukaryota; Metazoa; Chordata; Actinopteri; Cyprinodontiformes; Goodeidae
Product: serologically defined colon cancer antigen 8 homolog
Exons: 4
Coding region: 16-444 (142 amino acids)
Biological process (GO): establishment of cell polarity; neuron migration; tube formation
Cellular component (GO): centriole; centrosome
Source: RefSeq, a predicted model, not a curated record
UCCUGUCACACACGGAUGAAGGAGCAGUUAAAAGGGAUCCACCAGGCCCAGAUUGAAAGCUUGGAGGCUCAGGUCAUCUCUCUCAGAACGGAUCUGUCAGUGAGUCAGAAGGAGUGUGAGGAGGUGAAGGUUCGUCUUAGACACAAAGAGAAGCAGGUUGCAGAAGCAUUACCGGCUGAUGGAGCUCCCCGUGUGGCCGGGUUGUGUCUGCAGUGUGCGCAGCAUGAAGCAGUGUUGGCUGGAACUCAUGCAAACCUGCAUGUGCAGGCUAUUGACAGGCUCACAAAGGAACGGGAUGAAUUACUGGCAGCUCUAUGCGCAGUGCGGGUGAGUCAACAGGAGGCCCAACAGAGGGAGUGGUCAGCUUGUCUCCAGGUCAAACAGGCUGUGGAGAUGGCAGAAGAAGCUAAUCUACAAAAAGCUAGGGGCACACCUGUGAAGUGAAAACCAUUUGAGGUGACUACCUCUUGAAGCUCAUCAAC